Xyrichtys novacula (pearly razorfish) is the source of this 21681-nucleotide messenger RNA. NCBI's taxonomy places the organism in Eukaryota, Metazoa, Chordata, Actinopteri, Labriformes, Labridae. The record is from the annotation of a GenBank genome assembly.
AGACCCCGCCCACUUAUCAUGUGACCAAACAAGGAAGUUUGAAUGCAGCGGUACUGAGACUAAAGUGAAGCUCGUCUGUGUUUUCUGUGAUGUUUACCACCACACCUAAAUAAUCGUUCGGUUUGACAGUCCACUGAAUCGAUCAAGACUGUGUGACAGAAUAAAGAAAUGAACAGAUAGUGACGAUCGCGGUCGAGGGUGUACUUUACUGUCCGUGCACCGUUUGAUGACAGUCAAAAUGUAUUUCUCACUCCUGGUUCCUGCUAUAAUUUCACUGUUUCCACUCGGACAGGCGUCACUCCCGCUGGUUAUCAAUACGUGGCCAUUCAAGAAUGCAACAGCUGCAGGUAGGACACAGUUCAUGAUGCUUUUACGUGUUUGCACAGCCUUAAUCACAAAGUUUCAGUCAGUCUGCAGGUCAGUCACGUGACAUUGUUUCGAAAUCUUGCCAAAAAAUUGAUGCAAAAGGUUUUUUUUAAAAAUACACUUCCCCAAAACAGCACGUAUUUGUGGAUUUCAGGACAUUAUUUCCUCAGUUUAUCGUUAACUAAGAGCAUUAAUGUGUAAAGCGCUGACUCUGCACUUAUCUAGGGCAAAAUAAUGUCAUAUUUUUUAUGCAUCUUUCCUUCAGUAGGGGAGAGUGGGGUAAGAUGAGCCAUUUUUCAUAUUUCUGGUCACUACAUCAAGGCAAUCAUACUUUUGUCUCUAACUAGAUAAUCUGCAUAUAUUUCAAGAUGUUGUGGAUCCCUGCAAACCAACAGAAUGAGUGUAAACAUAACUGUCUUGAUUAUAUAGCAUGCCAAAAAAAAGUGGUCUCCUAUGGUCAACUUACCCCGUGUAUGGGGUAACAUAAAGCUGUUCAGUUACAGUAACUUGAGUAAAUCUUAUUUGUUUUAAUCUACCCCUGCUUUUACUUCUGAUUGAAAACUAAAACCGUAGUAUGGUUGACAUAAGUUUCCAUUACCUUCACUGUUACUAAAUCUGUUUUUUAUUAUUGCAAAAAUCAUAAAAUUGUUCUAAAAAGAGGAGAAACAACAAUGGUUAACAUGCAUUAUUGAACCCAUCUGUGUUUGCAGAAAGAUCUCAAUGACACCUUAAAAAAGCAGAAGUUGGAUAUAUCCUGCUCUUGUGCUGACAGGCUGACAUGGCUUGUUUUUUCCAGGAUGUCAUCUCCUGUUUGUAAGAGAUGUAUUUACUUUAAACCCUGUAAUUGUUUCUGCAUAUCUAACAGCCUUUCCGCUGCUGAGGUGUUUGUGUUUUUAAAAAAUGUACUUUUUUUGGCAUAUAGUGAUGACUAUGCACACCAUGACAUUAAAUGACUCAGCCAUUAGGUGUCUCAUCAUGCGGCUAACUGAGGCAGCUUGACAUGUCAUCAUCGAAUUAUUCUGCUGGAAAACAAAAACAACAUUUAGUUUGAUUGUGGAGUUAAAGUGGCUGCAGUGAGGACACAUUAGAAAUACUCACAGGGCUUCACUAAUUCUUCUCUUUUGGCUUGAUUGUAUUCAGAUUGACCUUUUGAAGCCUAAUAAUGAGUUUGACAGAGCAAUAAUUGACAUUUUGUUCAUUUUAAGAUAAAUUUCUGCAGUAAUUUGUGAAAUGAAGAUGCAAGUCACCCUUUGAAUCAGAUCUACUUUUAUCUAUCAUUUGUGGCAUUUUAAGAUAUUUUGUUUCCUGCUAUCUUAUUAACUUAUUAGCCGAGAAAAUGUUAAGAGGAUUAAACGAUAAUGAAGACAAUUGUUGCAGCUCAAAAAAGUCUGUUGAUUACUUCCUGCAAUAUUAAGCCACAUCAAUUUUUUGAUCCUUCUUUGAGACAGAAAGCCAAAUUCCUGUUUGUUUGUUAGAUUUUAAUCCUGGACAAACUCCAUGACCACUAUUUUCAAAACUUUUCCCUCACACUGUUUGAAAAUGCUUUUUUGGAGUAUAUUUGAGAAAUGCAUGACAUUAGUAUCUGUAUUCACUGAUAAAAGCUGAAAAAGUUAAUAAGGGGAAUCAGCGGGUAUGAAAAUUUCUGCAUGUGCUAUUCAUUAUGCAUGCGCAACAUCUUACAUUCACCAACAAGAAAAACAACAACUAUGAAAUUCAGCAUCUUCUUGCUGUAUUAUGCAAAGUCUACCUUGGAACAGCUUAUGUCGCUCCAAAAACCUCUAUGUACUUUUCAACACUUAUGGUACAUUCCCAGAUGUAUAAGCUGCCAUGACAUGGACAUCUAUAUCCCUGUAUCAUCAGUAAUGCUUUUGAACUGUGCUCUUAUAAAACACUGGUGAACUGAAGACACGGGGUGCAGGAUUUUUCAAAAAGAUCACAAGACAGUUUUUCACAGUCCAUGUGAAAUGGACUCAGGCCCAGAGAGGAAGCUGACAUUUCUGGAUCAUGUUCAUACAUGAUAUACAGUGUCCACUUAACCUUCCUCCUGUGUUAGCUUUUACUACGCACCCACUAUGUUAAGGGUCAGUUUUUGACCCGUGUCAUAAAUCAGCUUUAAAUUACAUUAAAAACAUUUGUCUGUCAUCCAGUUUGGUUCUCAUCUCUAGGUCAACUUGUUAGGCUUCAUUAUCCAUGAAAAUAUUGCUUUUAAUAUUUUUUGUUGGAAGUGAUUUCAGCCUGUGCAGAGGUUUAUAUAUCAGAAUCAUGUUUUCUUUUUUAUGUAAUUUACAGCCGCCUGAGGGUCACAGCCUUUCAGUUUUCUUGUCCCUUUUGCACAAAGAUUUCUCCAAACUCUCUGAAUCAUUUAGUUUUAUUAUGGUCAAUAGAUGAUGAAGUUAUUAUUAUAUGUUUGUGUUGUUGCUGUUGUUGAGGAAUAUUAUUCUGAAACAUUUGAACUAUAUCUGUCCCUCACAGGCUGACAAUUCUCUUUCUGUUUUAAUGAAAGUGCCCUUGUUCCACCAUUUAUUUCAGUAUUACACAUCUAUGUCAAAAAGGUGCAAAUAUAUCAAUAUCUUUAUUGAUACUGACCAAAAUGAGUUUGAAAGUAUUGGCAUGUUGGACAUUGGCCCAAAUUCAAUCUCAUGUAUUGCUACCGUACCUGUAACCCCAAACCAAAGCUGCACGUGUUGAAUUAUCAGUCACAGAUGAGGAUGGGACAUGGACAGGAUCCACUAGACAUCACAGCUGCCUUUGCCAGGUCUGCCGCCACUCUAUUCGAUUUCCUUCAGGAUGAUACAUUGGACAUGUUGAAAUUGAAACUGGAAAUAUUUCAGCAAUGCUGGAGACUAAUCCGUCAAGUGGAUUUCCACCAGGUGAAAAACCUGAACAGAAAAAGAAAUGAUAGAACCGGUGCUAAAAACAUCUCAAGCAACACAUCAAACCUGAAGUUCACUUGAAAACCUCACCAACUGAUGGAUGGAUACCCUUUAAUUCAUCACGUAUAUAUCACCUCUUUCCCCUGAGGUUGGUCUGAAAAUGAAAAAUGUACCGAGCUAUCGGUUCUGCAGGGAGAUAUUUAAAAGUGUAGUCUGCGAGCUCUCACUAUUGAUCCGCCCAUGCAGAUCUCUUCUCCUCUGGGGGCUUACAGAAGCAGAUGACAAUAGCGGGCUAAUCUCUUCUUCUAUCCUGCUGAAUUUACUAAGUGAGAAAAAUGUAAUGCUGAGUUUGAUGUAAUAGAAAAAGAAUCAAAUCCUGAGACAAGAGCACUUACCAAAGUUUGUAGAUGGACAGAAUUUAUGGGUGGAUGAAUAAGAAAUAAUAGAAGGAGGAGGAAGUUUGUGGUGCUAUCCUACUGAUCACAGUGCAAUGGUCUGAGAAUUUAGUGGCAAGCUGGUGGCACUGCAGCAGUUGGUAUUUUGAUCCCCCAUGGGCACUUGGGGGAUCAGUGACCAAAUGCUUGUCAGCUCACAGCCCCCCAGUGUGCGGGAAAUCAUGCUGGUCAUCUUGUACAUCAUUUCAACCUCUCACUGGCCUCGUGUGAAAAUAAGGAUCCAAUUAUUAACUCAACAGAUUCAACACAACCAGUUUCCCAAAAAGAAAACACUGACAGGCCAGGAGGAUGUAUCGUUGCAGGAUCGGAAUAUUAAACCUAAUUUCAUUGGAUUUAUAGCAUUAUAAUCAAAACAGCCUCCAAAAUCACUGCACAUUAAAACCCGGUGAUUAAUCACAUUUCAAUUUCAGUUGCACUCGGUGCUCCUCAUGAUCAUAAAAAUAUGAUAAUCCAGACUGAAUAAUGCCCUGCCUGCUGUUCUCCCCACAUUUGGUCCUAUACAUUGAAUGAAGCCCACCCUCCCUCUCCUCCGUAACAGCAGAGCGUGGGCACGACUCCUCCCCUCAAACAGCUCUUACUUCAUCAGAAGCAGCUGGGAUCAAUGUGAAGCAAAGUUUGGGAGCACAAGGAAGUCACUGCUCCUGUUGAUAUGAACUGUGGACUGCUGUAUCUUCAAAACAUUGUUCAACAGCUGUGUGUGUCUGAAAAACAGAGUGAGCGCUGAUGAGUUAACCACUGUUGGGCUAAAAAGUAGGCAACACUAUUCUGAAUCCAAAUACAGUACAGGAGGUCAUUCAGAAAAGACUGAAUGAUUUCUUAGAUCUGCAGCCUGUGAUGAAAUGUAAGAGCUCAAAUUCAUUUUUUAUGACUAUGAGGGAAAUCUGGCUUUUUAAUUGAGUAAGUGUUAUUACCGAAGUUAGAGGUGGGGUAGGCAGGAAUCUGUUAAAGAAGCAUCGUUUUUUGUGGUGAAUAUACAAAAAAGCUUUUAAUAUCAGUCAACAGCUAUUAGUUAUUGAUGACAUUUGGUAAUAUAACAAUAUCGCUGUGUUCUCUUAUGUCUGUGUAGUCAACAUGUUAAAAUUUCAGAGCGCUCCGCUCUUUCUGACUGUAAACAAAGCCAUUCUCCACCUCCCCCAACCUGAUUGGUUGUGAGGCAGACGCUGCUCCCCCGUGCCGUUCAUGAGCCCAGACAAAAGUUAGCGUGCUACGAUAUCGGUCUGUAGAAACCGACCAGAAAGUUCGGAAAAUUGUCAGAAUCCUCCUUUGGCCACGACUGCCGACACAAGCAAGAAAACAAAGUAAAUACUGGAGACUCUGGCGGAAUAAUGGGCACUUAAAAAGGAGGUAGACCACCCAGACAAGAGCUAAAAAAGUCGGGUCAACAACGAUAAGGGGAUGCUUUGGGAUCUUACAGACCCUGUAACCUUUCUGCUGGACAGGUAAACCACUUUAACAAAGUAAGCCAAGUGUAACAGAAGUGUUUCUUGUCAAAUGGGACCUGCUGCAUGUUGUAGCGCCACUAAACUGUUUACCUCGGGUCCUGGACUAUGUCACUUUAUCCUCGUUGUAGAAGUCCUGCAAACAUUGUGUUUGCUGGUAGUCUGUUUGCAUCUACAGUAGCACCAAUGCUUUUUACUUUCAUGUUGACUGGGCCCCAUUUGUAAUUAUCUGAAGUAUUUAUCUGCUUUAUAUCUGAAUUUAAUUGGAACGAUACGAACAAGCAGGAGUGUCUGUUUGUGGGCGGGGCUUGCUGGAGCAGAGAGGGAGGGGAGAGGAGGAGCUGAGGGGAAAACUAAGUGGGAGGGGUAGAGUUUACAUUCAAGAUUUCGCCUAAAAACUGGCACUUCCUCAGAUCCUGCCUACCCCACCUUUAAGCUAAGUGAAGUGAGAAGUUGAUGCACGGUCCCUCUCAGUAGUCAUACAUAUGACUUUGAAAAAAAAAUAGAUUAUGUUUUGGUGAGGACAUUUUUUCCUCUUAUUUCCAAACUUCUUUUUCUCUCUGCUUGGGUGUUCAUCCGUCUUGAGUCAGCAGCACUAAGUGACCUCUCCCUUCAUUUUCAAACAUGGGGUCGAGCUGCCAAAUGUUUGCACCACUGUGGCCUAAACUCAAAAGUACAUUAUCCAACUCAGUGGAGGGUGUUCAUUUAGUUUCCUGGGUGCUACAUUAUGAAUUUCUUGUCAGUCUGUAUUAUAUUGAAUGUAUAACUGUACUCUGCUCUGCUCUGCAGCGUGGAGUGUCCUGCAGUCCGGAGGCUCUGUUUUGGAUGCGGUGGAGAAAGGUUGCGCUCGCUGUGAGGCAGAGCAGUGCGAUGGCACCGUGGGUUACGGCGGGAGCCCAGAUGAGACCGGAGAGACCACGCUGGAUGCGAUGAUCAUGAACGGGUAAUUCACGUUUCUAUUUUUGAAACAAAGCUCAGCUUCUUGGUAAAAGUUUGCAUCUCCAGCUUCUUGUCAAACUUAAUUCAAUAAAGCGAGAAACGAGAAAUUGACGAUUUUCUUAAUUACUCAUCACUUAGACUUCUCUGACAAUGACCUGAUGUUGUCCACUCUCAUUAGGAAGCUGGAGCUGUCAACACAGUGUGUAGCUGGCUCAUAAUACUUUCCUAGUGCAGAUUUCUUCGCCUUAAAAAUUUACAGCUCUAACUGGCUGACCUUUUUUUUUCCCAGCCAGCCUUCCUGUAAUGAAGCACUAAUUAAGAUUCUCAUUACAUUCUGAAAGGCAACAAGUUAUUAAUACCUGGAGUACAAACAUUUAUGCACUCAGAAGUUAUUAUGAGAGGCAAAUGUCAGCUCGUAAUGACAGACAAGAAGCAAUAAGCAAGCUGUUUGUUAUUCCCCGCGUGCAAUGUUCCUUCCCCAUUUUGCAGCUCUGUUUUUAGUCACACAGUCAUGAAUACAUUGCUUGUGUGUGUGUGUGUGUGUAGGGGGGGCUGGGCGGGGAAAGGGUUGGGGUGUCUCCUACACACAAUCCAAUACAGCUGCAUAAGUAAUACAAUAGCCACACUGGCACACUUUGAUCGAGCACGAGGAUCGAAACACCUGCGCUGCUUAAAAAAAAGAAUCCUGUAGAGCAGCCCUGCAGUGAAUGCUGGUCCUGUAAUAAUGUGAGAGUGUAUCAUGUUCAGUUUCUUGUGUAGGAGGUUUUAACUCUGAGGCAUUUUGUGAGAUUUAAGUUUGGCGGAGUGGACAAGCAUCAAGUUUUGUGUUUCUUUCACAACUGCAACCCAUUACAUCACCGCCAUCAUAAAGAGCGCGCAUCACUCUGACAGCCAAAUAAAACUCCACAGGGUCCUGAAUAUCCAUCAGAUAGUCUUUUAGAUCCACUCAUGUCAACAAAAGUCUUUACAUUGAACAUUACUGAUUACCUGCAUUACAUAAGACGUCUGUUUUUUCUUGGUAAUAAGCUAAUACAUAAAUAUCUUGACAAUAUGAUCCGUAAAGUUAGUCUGAGUUUAGUUAAACAUGACUGACAUUGCUUACAAUUUUGUGCAAAUCAGAGUUUGAUAUAAGGGUUAGUUGAUAUUGGCCAGUCUGAACAUACUGAAAUUGUAACAUACAUGCAACAUAUUAUUAUUUUUUCGCUAUCUUUUUAUUUAUUUAGUUAUUUGCAGAACAUAUAGCAAAAGAAAAACCCACAUUCUUGCCUUUAUUUAGACACUGACUCAACAAUAUGUUUUUCCAGUACAGCAUGCUGCAACACUCCAGUUUGAUUCUCUCUGCACUGUCUGCAGCACACAUUGCAUAGUGUCUAAGACAAGCGGAUGGAAGUUUUGGCUUCAAUUGAUUGAGAUAAUAAUGCAGCAUUUUCUUAAAAGUGGUCAUUUUACCAAAGAAGAAAGUUUUUAAUUAUUUCCUGCUUCAGGUUGUUUGUGCAAAAAAUCUGCAAACAAACCACAAAAACGGUAUUUUGUUUUCAUUCCAGUUCAAAUACUUAUUACAUCAGUCACCAAAUCUGUUCAUCUGAAAAUUGUACUAGUAGCUGUAAAGUGGCUGCAGGUAGACCAGCACUAGUUGAGUAACAGCCCAAAGUCUGACAGGCUCCAGUGUUGUUGAAUAGCAUGAAAACGCUGCUAUAGGAGGCUGGGUAGCAAACAAAAGCUUGACAAAGACAAGACGUAAAAAAACUUUCUUGUUAUCAUUAGGCUCUUGCUGUCAUGUAUUGGUGAUAGUUUUGAUAUUUAAUACAUCAACUGACCUGAUUGUCGCGAGCUGAAAGGCAGUACAUCUUCACCUUCAGGAAGAGAGAAGGACAUCUGUUCCUGAUUUUUGCCCUGUGCUCAAAAACUGGGACAAGAAUAGAAGUUAAAUCACCUAACCAAGUUUUGACUGCAAAUCAACCUAACUUUGCAUGUAAACUUACUAUCUCCCUGUGUAGUUUUCUUACAGACAUGAGUGAGACCACAUGUUUUGCAUUAAUUAUAAAAGUUAGACUUUUCCUUCCUUAUCAGAGUUUACUAAAAAAAAAAGGCUGAAACCUGUCCCGUGUACAACCUGCAGAGCUACUUUUGCACAGAUGGAUCUUUUAUCACUUAAGCCCCUGGUAAUGUUUGUUCUUUUUGUUCCCUAUGCGCCCAGAGACACAAUGGAGGUGGGUUCAGUUGCAGACCUGAGAAGAAUCAAGAAUGCCAUCGGAGUGGCGAGAGCUGUGAUGGAGCACACUGAGCACACACUGCUGGUAGGAGAGUCAGGUAGGAGUGGAUGAUGUCCAAUCAUGUCUAAAGCAGUGCUCUUAUUUUGAAAUCCAGCAAACAAGCAGGACACAAAUUCAAUUUACUUAACCAAAGGGAUCUUAUGCUCUUUUUAUUAUCAUUUUUUUGCUAUGUAGAGCUAAAAAAGGCAGUAAAUAAUAUUUUAAAAGACCUCCUGAUACUUGAAUCUGCAUUAGGCAUCAUCUCCAUCAGGCACCUGUCAUAUUAGGGCCAAAGCACUUCAAGCACUUACCAUAAUGUGUGUUUUUCUGCAACACUUGAAUAAGCCUCAAUCUCUAGAUCAAUAACAUCAAGAGGUUAGCGAUGAUUGCUUGGGUCAGAAGUAAAGUACAUUAAAAAUGCUCGGUACAGAAAUAGAACGAUUGUAUAACAGACUAAUGCCUAAAAAGGAAAACAUACAAGUGUUAUCUUGGCAUUUCCAUGACAGCAGCAAAUUGAUAGGCACCGAGAAGAAAGCACAUUCAUCUAUCUGCAAGCUAUUAGAUGGAAAGUGAAGGCCAGUCUUGAAAUAUGUUAUUCCUCUAAGAUUAAUGGGCUCUAUGUGAAGAAUUUAGCUUAUCAAAGAAGAAAACUUUAUUUUUCUAUCAAAAGGCAGUUUUAUAAUCCACAUAUUCAGAAUAACUGCAGCAUCAUCCUGGCAGAAAUGAUAAGGUCACCUGUCCUCGCUCAAAAGCCAAAGCCUCAACAAGAUGAGGUUGCCUCCAGUGGCUCUUUUAUUCGUGACCCUUUGUUUUUCUCCAACCCAAGGUCAGCGUGGCCCAGAAUGUCUAACCUGACCCUGAAAGUUUUCCUCUCCUCUCUUUUCCUCACAGCGUCUGUGUUUGCCGAAAACAUGGGCUUCAUCGCAGAAGACCUGACUACCAACAAAUCUAUGAAUAUUUUCUCACAGUGGCUGAAGGGCAACUGCCAACCUAAUUAUCGAAAGGUGUGUAUGUGUGUGUAGAAGGGUGUGUGUUUUCUCACUUGUGUUGGCUACAGGCGCACUGCUUCUAAAAGAUUGAUAUUAAGCAGGGAAAUUGACAGGCAUACUCAAGUAGUUCAUCAAAAGUCAGCUCUUGCUGCAGAGGUGAUGCCCUACAGCUCAGGUCUUGCUAUUCUUUAAAACUAACACAUUCGCUUCCCCAAUAACACCUCAAAAUCUCCAGACUAAGUUUUCUUUUUCCUUUUAAGUUGGCUGUGUUGUUCCAGAGAGAGUAUGCAGGGCUUUAUUGAUUCACUUCACAGUAUCUGAUACUCGGGGCCGUCAACCAAACAUAGACUGUUUUAGAACUGGUCCUCAGUUGUGCCACUAGUUUGGACUAAAAUCCAUCAGUUUCUGGACUUUGGUUUGGCUUCACUUUUGUGCUUAGGUUGCCUUUCUUUUUACAUUUGAGCUUGUAUCUUGGUUUUUAGGUAGUUUUUGACUAGUUGGGAAUAUGUUUUUUAAAUAUUAAAACUUAAAUGCUUUUAAAAGACACAAACAAAUGUUACAGAUCAUAAACUAAAUGUUGCAAAGUUUAGUUUGUUAAUAAAUCAACUGAGAAAAGAGGGAAUUUCUCAACAGGUUGCAUACUUUCUUUCAGCCUGUGUCAUUGCCCCCUGCUGGUCGUAUUAGAGAAUGCAGAUUAAAGGUACUUUUAUACGCCUCAUUAUUGUCAUGACAACCAUAAUCACGUGGCCAUUAAAACUAGAAUAUGAGUAAAUGAAGGUGAGAUCUAGAGCGAAUAAAUAGCUAAUUUGAUAAAGGUAGUGUAAAACUAGACCCAUGCUGGCUGAUCUCCCAGUACUCCCAGACUAUUUUUAUGUUGUAACUUUUGAUGCCCGAAAUGUCGGUGCGAGGGGGUAGGUGUCAGCUGAGCAGCAGAAAAUGACAGUCCCGUUUUUGUAAUUUUUACAUUAAAUAUUCAAAAUAAAUGACACAUUUGACUAUGAAAAGAUUAAACAAAGACUGUUCUGUCCACAUGCGUCGCUGAAGUUGAUAAAAACUUUAAGUUCCUAACAGGAGCUUUAAAAAUGCUUGCCCAUGUAGAUUCAACUGCUAGUCACACUUCCAUGGCAUCGUUUUUUAGGGCAGAAUUACAAUAAACUUAAAUGUUUUUAUACGUGUUUUACUGAUAUACAUCUCUUUAAACCUAAUUUCCCUCAUGUUCUCCCGUCAUCCCUCUCCUUUUCUGUUGGUUUUAUCUCUUCACUCACCAGUCCUUUAAAGGGAUAUUCCAGCGUAAAUUUAAGUUACAGUCAAACACACCAUAACACCGAGUUAGACACCCCCUCGAGAGAUGAAUGUUGUCGACUGCUUGCUUCUCUAGUUAUACAGCUUCAGCAACGACCGCACGAUAGCAAUACACAGCAGUGUACACAACUCACCCACUCUCCUCCAGCAGCCGCUUAUUUGUGAGGGAGCCCUGACGAGUCGAUCACCGAGUGCAGAGGAGUUCUGCAGCUCAAGGAAGAACAUUUAUGAUCAUUACUUCAUGGAAAUACAAUCAGACCAAGACGCUAAGGCGGAAAAACUACUGCGCCUGCAGUGCAAAAUGAUUAUUAUGAUGAUUAUUACUUCAUGGAAAUGUCGUGGAAUAUCCCUUCAACUUUGCCAAACCAUGUUGCCAUGAUGGUUGCUGCUUCAUGUUUGUUUUCUUCAAUUCGAUUGAUGUCUCUGUCAUUCAUCUUUGUUUGCUUUUACAUUGCUUGUUAGUUUCUGCAUGGUUUCCCUGCAGUCUUCUUUCUCUGCUUAGUUCUGAUUUGCCAUGAAACCAUAAAUCUAAAGUUUUGUCCAAAACUCUCAAAGUAAUUUGAGAAUAAUGUUAAAAAUGUUCACCUUGUCGUCAGCCACUGCUUUUGGAAAUUAACUGAACAUAUGCGCCAGACUCCUUUCAAGGCAGGUUGUCCCUGAUGUCACUUGUUAUCCAGUUUCAUAACUUUCAAUUUGGGGAUUUUGACCAAUUAGAGUCAGGUAUUUAACACAGCUGGUGAUCAGUUAAAAAGCCAAGAAAUAACAGUCUUUGCACAAUUACUCAUCUAUUACUUCCACAAGUCAUAUUUUCUGUGUUAAAAUCAAGCUUUGUGAAUUCUUUUGUUAGAUUUCAGCUUGUUGCUGAAGUCACAGGAGACCAACGACAGCUGAAUGUUUUAUAACGAAGGCGAACAUUUUCAAGGGUUUUACUUUCACCUUCAUGAAGAAGAAUAUAACAGAGUUUGCUUCAUGAAUAAUAUGCAGACAGUUUUAUAAAGCAGACUAGUUGAUCUAAACUUUGUUUUAUUGAUGGCACCAUUGAAGCUGUUCAGGCAGUGAUGCUGAGCUGUACUUUCAAUAAGAAGAAGAAAAACCUUUGUUUUAACAUUUCUUGUGUGGCGCAGUCUCAUGUUUUGUGAAUUUUAAUGAGAUUUUUCCUUUUUGGAGAAAGUCUUUCAAGAGAGACAGAAUUAACGUUUUUUACCUAGCUGCAGGUCAAGCUGGUACAGUCAGUCAGUCAUUGUAAGAGAAGAGAUGGCGCCUUAAUGGAGAGAGAAAAAGAAACCUUCAUGUCAGACUACACUAGACUCUGGUACAGUAGAUGUCACUCUUUAUAGAACAUGUUAUGUGACUGCUGGAGGACACGUUCUGUCUGCAGCAGGAGAUCCAGACAGAACAGGACUCCCUACUGAUUAUUAAUCUCUGCUUUAUUAUUCUCCCACUCGGUGACAAAACUGCUUAUGGUUUUGUUACUUGACAUCACAGCAGAUCACAGCAAAUGCUCGCAAUUUACCAUAUGCCCGUGUUUAAUUACAAUAAUUACACCAAAAAUAAUGAACAGGGUUAUUUAUGAAGCAAAACUAAAACAAUGCAUGGAGGCAGGUUCAGUGAGAAACUUUACAUACUUGGAGAACAAAACUUCUCUGCACAUAUAUGCAUUUAUAAUUAUAAGCAUUGUUCGGAGAGUUUAACAACUUGUGAGGUGAACACAGUGCAAAGACUGCCUCAUUAGAUGCAAAGUGUAAGGGGCACUUAUAGAUCAUGUAAGUGAAAUGCUGUGUACAAUUAUAAGAAUCCAGGGUGAGAGUGUUUAAGUAUUCUGGCGUUACGUAAACAGUUUAGUUUUCUGUCUAUUUCCUCUCAAAAGAACAUGAUUCCAGAUCCGACCACGUCCUGUGGACCCUACAAGCCCAGAGCGAUGCUGAAGCAGAGCAAGAGGGCACAGCAUGCAAACAGACGCUCCCAUGACACCAUCGGUACGUUCCAUAAUCUCCUAAUACUGAAUGUACAAUCAUCUUCCCUCAGGCGGUCCAGAGAGUGAAGCAUUAACACUUGAAUAUUGAGAAUAGACAGAGGUGAGAGGAGGUUUUGCAGCAGAGUGUUCCUACAAGGAAGUGAGCUGAUGAACUAAAGGUUAGAAGUAAACAAAGCACUCUGGAGGACUCAAACUUGUUCAUUUGCAUCCGCUCCAUUACUAAACUUACCUGUCCAAACUUUUUAAUUUAGUCUGAACUGGAUUUAUGUACUGAUCAGGGAGUCUGGAGUUGUUUUAUAAUUUAGUGUUAUGCUCACAAAUAAUUCAAGCAGCGAUCCUAUUACCUCUUAUGAGGGCUUGACAAGAUGGAGUUUAACUUUCUGGAGGUGUAAGGGCAGCUUGCGAUGGAUGGCUUUUAAUCUAGCUUUUUUUCUGUGUUUUUUAAACCAGGGAUGAUUGCUGUUGAUGGAAAUGGUCAUGUGGCUGCUGGAACAUCAACAAACGGACUGAAACAUAAAGUUCCAGGGUGUGUAGAUUAUCUGAUGUCAGUGUGUGCAAGGUUGACGCUCAAUCUGCGGAAAUCAUCAACAUCAGUCCUCUGAUAUCAUUGAGAUGUCCCUGAUUAACACCGAUGCCAAAAUACAUAAAACCACAAUUAAAGUGAAUCAGAAAGAUCAAUACAGAGACAGAGAGAAGAACUGCACCUUGGUUAGAGAAGUUUGAGAUGAUCGACCUGUUUCCAUUUCUUCUGCUGUUCCUUCUCUACUCUACUAACCUGCAGGAACCAGCAUGUGCAGACAGAGCUGUCAAUCACUCACUUUUUAAACAUCAAUUAAAUAAAUCAAACCAGUGACCUUCCCAGUGAAAUAAAUCAGCAUUUGGCAUUUGUAUUUUAACUUUAUAGUUCCAUCCGUUUAAAUGAAGGAGGUGGGGUUAAUUAUUAGUCAGUAGGGGGAGCUCUUCAUCAUUUUAGAGUCAGUAGCCAUGUUUACAUGUGCAUAAUAUUUUGAUUGGAUUAAAAAUUUGAGGUAUCGGAAAAUCUGAAUCUACUGUGUAUAUGGGAGAAAGAUCUAAUAAUUUGAUUAUGACGUGAGUAUACAUGCACCAAGUUUUAUUCAGAUGAGAAGCAUUUGGACAGAGUUGUCCAAUUUCGCUAAAACAACCGUAGAAGAAGAGUUGUAUUUACGCCUGUGCUGUCAACAAACCAACAAUUGAGAUAGUGGCUCACUUCAUCCAAAUUCAGGAUUUCCCCUCCUGUUAAAUAAUGUCACUAGACGGCGUCCUUGCGUACGCAUUUUACUGUUCUGUCAAUGGUUGCUCUGUGCGCGCAGUUGUGACAUCAUUGCGCUGUACUGUAUGUACGCCUUGUUAUGUCAUGUUGUUAUGCAGACACGGUACCUACAGUUGUGUUUCAUGCCAGAGUGUUAAUAAUGAAACCUUCAGUACUGACCUCAAUAAAUAAGCCAAAGACUUGAGAGUUAAGACCGAGUCAGGUAAGAGAGUCGCGAUCGGAAUAAGUGUGUACAUGGAUGCGCUUCGGAAUAACGAUCAGCCCAAACCCCUCCACUCGAUCGGAAUACAAUUUCUUUCUGAUUGAGCCAUAUUGGAUCAAAAUCUUCCGAUCAACAUGUGUGUAUGAUGCAUUUUUAUUCCGAUCAGGCCUUUAUUCCGAUUAUUUGUGCCCAUGUAAACGCAGCUAGUGAUUACAGCAUUGAUUUUAAUAAAAAGUCUCUAAUUGAAAGAAUAAGUUUGGUGGAGUUCAGUGCGAGGUUACACCAUCUAUGCAAGAAUUUGAACAUUGCCUAAUAUAAACCAUAAUUUAGGUUGAUAACUUUCGUCAUAAUUUAGGAGUUGCACCAGCUGAGUAGGUGUAAUAUACUCUGGCUUGAUGGUGCAUUAUUUUGAAAAACUGGAUAACUCAAAGAAUAACGAUUAGCAGAAGGUUUUAACCUCCUGGAUAGAUUACCCUGAAGAGAAAGUAUGAUGACUUUGAACUUUAGCCCUGCUUUUGUUUUUCACAAGAGGAGAUGAUUUCAUCUGCUUCAUAACAAGAGUACGACUGUGUUUACUUGUGAUGCUGUUGAUUUUACAACCCACUCUGUUGCUACUAGUCCAUUACAAUCACUGAACAGAAGCAAUUUUCUGCUGUGAGCCUGUUUACUGUCAACAUAGCAGAAAAAGCUGCAGCGAAUACCCAGAUAAGGAUAGCACUCUGCAGUGAAAACAUCUCCUCUUCUGCAAAAUUUUUGGUUACUUUGACUUCACACUCUACAAAUAAAGGUGCAACUAGACAGUGACACAACUUAAAUUACAAACUAACAAGUUUCAACAUAUAAUUUUAUGUUAACUUUGCAGCCUACAUGGUGAAAAAUUUCGCACAGAGAGACCACAGUGAUCCAGUACUGAUACUCGACCUUCAAAGUCCACACAGGCUUUUUAAAAGCCUCAGAUGUUUUUAUUCGGAGCUGUUAUUCACUAUUUUAUCAUUUUUCACAAGCUAACUUAUUUGGAUUUUCGAGAGAGGAACUAAAUAAAACAAAAUGAGCUCAGCGAUUUGAUUCAGCCCUCUUUUGUCCAGUUUGACUGCACUUGUAUCACAAGUUUAAACAGGAUGAUAUUGAAAUGUAGUAUUGCAGCGAUAUCACUGAGGUUUUUUUUUUUUUCAUUUCUAGAGAGAAACAGAAGCAGCUGUUAUCAGCUAUGAAGGACUAACUAUUUUGACAACAGCUGUGUGUUGUAACCUUGUUUUGCAGCCGUGUUGGGGACUCUCCAAUCGUCGGGGCAGGGGCCUAUGCGGACAGCUUAGCUGGCGGUGCUUCUGCUACUGGAGAUGGAGACAUCAUGAUGCGCUUUCUGCCAAGGUAACUGGCCCAUUGUUUGUUCAUAAAGGAAGAUUUCAAUUACAGUAAAGAUAGCUCUCCUAAGCCGUUACCUUGAGUCGCUGCGCUGUUAGAUGAAACGGGAACAAUUUUAAUAGUAUCAAACAGGAAUGUGAAAAAUCCUCAGACUAGCAUAUGUUCAAAUUUUUGAGUUGUCUCAGGGAUAAAGGAAUUGGUCAGCGUAUGUGAGAGAUGUGGAAAAUGUUUUCUUCUUCUUCCUAAACAAAUGUGAUUUGCUUUCACUUGUGAGAAAUACACAAAGUGUUAAAGUGCUGCACAAAUAAGAAUAUUCUUCUUCUUCUGUUGAAUAACCCCCCUGCUAGAGCUCAGACUGUGCAGCAUUUAACAAAGAUGUGUUGCAUUAGCACUCCUUCAUACACCCUACGACGGGAUUAUUCCUCAGACUUAUUUCUCGACUAAUACAACUUUCACAGCCUUUUCUUUGACAGGAAAAAUCGGUUUCAGAGGAAAUUGACAUCUGUGGCACAUGUAGUCUUUAAACAGACUUUUUUUUUUUUUGUGAACCUCUCGCUCGAAAUGAAACCAAAGUAUUGUAAGAGGUGGAAGCGUGACUGUGUUGCCCCAAAACUGUCAUUUUUACAUUCCACAGAAGAGGCGAGAUUUCACUUUAGCUGCUGUUUGUUUCCAAGCUGAGAAAAUGUGUCAGUCUCAGAAGGUACUUUUUUAUAUUUUUUAACCAUGAUAGUUUGAGUGAGGACACAUGCUGUUUUUUUAAGCUGCACUAAGCUUUAAAGUCAUAGUCACACACUUGCACACCUCAAGGCUGUCUAUUUCAAUCACACCUUUUCGAGUCACUUCCUGGAACUACUGGGGGUUGCAGUUUUCAAGAAGACCUUUCUACCACUGGACUGAGAGUGUUUGUAAUUCAUUCUUCAUGCUCAUGUUUUUCCUCGUAGUCAACAAAUCCUCUUAUGGACUUGGCUUUCAGAGUGUGGGAGUAACAAUCAUCAUCAGCAGGAUGUUCAGAGAACUACAUCUGUCUUUAUUGUUGGAAUUUUCCUUUAAUAAGCGGUUGCAAGAUGCAUCCAAAUGUCAAUAACACCCGAGAAAAAAGGGAAAUUUUAUCAGAGCAAGGUGACGCUUUUACUGUUGUGUAUUACCUCUCAGAAAUAUCAAAAGUAUAUUUUUAAAUAGUGCAAAGACAAUAUAUAUAUAUAUAUAUAUAUAUAUAUAUAUAUAUAUAUAUAUAUAUGUAUAUCAUAUGUAUCUAUUUUAAAAUCAUUUUAAAUUUGAUGCUAGUAUCAUAUUUCAAGAACUUAAAGGUCAGGGCACUAAAACGAAAAAAAAACAUCAUUUAAGAUCCAGCUUUUGAACAUAAAUGCACAAAAUGAACUGGGUCAACAACCCGUAAAAGAUGGAUGUCAUACUCCGAUCAAGACUCUGUAGUGGAAAUCACUGCAUGGACUCAAAAUCAUUGCCAAGUACGUUGUCUGUGAACACAGUAUGAACCGUGUAAUUCCAGGAGGAACCACAUAUUGACAUGAUCUAGUCCUGAUCUUGGGUAUUUCCCCCGGUGGGACUAAUGAAGGAACAUCUUAUCUUAUCAACUCAAAGUUCAAAACUGUUCUGGGCUUUAAAACGAAUUUUUGGAAAAUUUCAGUGUACAGUUCAAAUGCCAUAUAUCCAUGGUGUUAUGGUGUUAUGGGGAUGUAUGAGUGCCUGUCACAGGGGUGGUUUGCACAUCUGGUAAGGCACCAUUAAUGCUGAACAAGACAGAUUUUGGACCGACAGAUGCUGCCAGCCAGACGACACCUUUAUCAGUGAAGUCCUUGCGUAUCAGCAGGACAAAGCCGAGCCACACUCUGCGGGUAUUACGGCAUCAUGGCUCGAAAGUCUUAACUGGCCUGCCUGCUGUCUUGAUUUGUCUCCUGUUGAAAGUGUUUGCCACAUUAUGUUGCAAAAAUACGACAAAGGAGCAGCUGCAAUCCUACAUCAGGGACAUGUUGUCUUUGCACUGUCUUCAGUUAAAUAUGAGGUUUAAAUGCUCAGAAAACCACCCGAAUCUAUUUUACUCACAAUUUACAAAGCGUCUCAACCUCUUUUGGGAGUUUUGGUUGUACGUUUCGACCCUGGACAGAUGGGGUUGUUGGAAUCCAUUGUUUUUGUGUCGCAAAGAGCUUCUCAAGCAAGGGUACAAUUACAGCUGAUCACACUUGAGAGCUUUGCUAAAAAUACUAGUUAAAAGCUCUCCAAAUGGCCAGAGUCCUGUGCUGGAUAGUGGGGCUGUAAACACAAGAAAACAUGGAAACGUUUAACAGAGGAAAUAUUAGCCAUAACUCGUAUUUUCUGUCUUCUGCUUUUUAUGUUUUCUGCAACAUGGGAAUGAAUCCAAAAAGCCCCCCCUCCCAGUAAAUUGGCACCAAUAGAUCUGACUGAAUAAAAAUGAAGUGAAAACAUGGCCGUUAUAUCCAGGCUUCCAUCCAACAGAUAAAAUGUAUGCAUGCAGAGUAAAAAAAAAAGCGUUGGUGCUUUACAUAAUAUGAUUUUUAUUUGUUGCAGUGAGUUAAGUCUUUUGCUUUUCAUGAAAAUUCUCGUUUUGCACAGUAACUGAGUUAUUAUUCUACUAUUAGAGGAUGUUUAUAUCGCUUCAUCGCAAAAAUUAAGAAGUCUUUGUAUACUGUAUAAAUAUUGAAAGAAAAAUUUGCACAAACUUUAGGGUGGAUUAAUUAAAACGGAGUAUGAAUGGACUCUAAAUGGAGCUUAACUCUGUGGUGAAAACAGAAUGAAUGAUAUCUGAAAUCGCUUUAAUAUUUCCAAAUAACCUCACUGCUCUCCUCAAAGACAGGCUGAUUUGGAAGUGCUACUUGAGUAAGGUAAAUUUGAUGAAGGAAAAUGUGUUUUGGUCUGAAAAAGAGUUGUAGUGUAGAGCUGGUUAUUCGCUGCAAGAACAUCAGUGAUUACUCUGUCACUCUGUAGCGCACACCUCUUUUAUAGCAAAAGAGCCAAGCCGGGUAAGCUGCUAUUUUUAAUCCCUAUUUAAUCAGCAUUCCUUGACAUCAGAUUUGUUUGCAUCAGAUUUAUCCCACGCCAUAACCAUGAGCACAUCCUCAUCAUCCUCCUGGUUGGUGGCCCUGACAGCCCUCGUUAGUUUGCCUCAUGUGUGCCGCGUGUUAUCCUGCCAACAGUUACUUGGCUGUGGAGCUGAUGAGGGCCGGGGCAGAUCCCUCGGCAGCCUGCAAGACGGCCAUUUCCAGAAUCAAGAGGCAUUACUCAGAGUUCUUUGGAGCCAUCAUCUGUGCGAACACAACAGGCCAUUAUGGUGAGUGUGUGGGUUCACAAUGACAGACUGUUUAGCUCCUGCCAAAGGUAAUAGGACACACACCUGACACAAACAUUUCUAUUAAGAUGCUGACAAACAGAUGCAUACUGGCUUUUACUUGUGUUUGCUUUCAGACUCCAUAGAUAGAACAACAAGUAGUCUGAAAAUCUUGACGUUUUACAGAAAAACACCACAAAAUAUUCUACAUUUUGAGAAAUAUUCCUGCUCAGGCCUUGCUAUAGGAGAAAUAUCCAAAAUUAUAGCUAUUAAAGGAGAUUCUGAUCUGUGUGUUAGUAUGUCAUAUGAUGCACAAUGUCAGGUGCUCAUCCUAAACCGUCGCAAAGUUUCAAAACAUAAAACUGGGCUCGUUUUCUUGGUUCUCUAAACAGCUUAUUUUAAAAACAAAGUCAAUUUCCUCAUUCCUCUUUUGGUGAAAAGUUCCCUAAAGAGUUUUUUUUUAUUAUUUUGAAGGAAAGUCACAGCUACUGUAUCUUAAACUUUUUGUUAUUAAGGCAAAGUUGUGUAAAAAGUAACACCCGUAGCUGUGUCCAGUUUUAUCGAGCUGGAAAAGACAGUCUAAAAAGUGUUUCAGGCAGAGGCUCAGUAGUGCUAAAGUUAGGGUUUGUAGGGAUGACAGUAUGACGGAGUAUUAGGGCCACAUUAAGAAAAAAAAAAAUUAAGACUUCAAGAUAAAUUUACUACAGUCAUUACUAACGAGAAUAAAGUCGUAAUAAAGUAAUUACUUACGAGAAUAAAGUCGUAAUAAAGUAAUUACUUACGAGAAUAAAGUCAUACUAAAACCAUUACUUACUUACGAAACCAUUACUUACGAAAAUAAAGUUGUUGUGAAAUUAUUACUAACGAGAAUAAAGUCAUAAAGUAAUUACUUGCAAGAAUAAAGUCAUAAUGAAAUAAUUAUGAUGCUUAUGAUAAUGUGGUGCUGAUGUGCCAAAAGAUUAAGUAUCUCCUUGCUUGAGAAAUCUUUAUUGAAGUAUAUUUUCACAAAAUGCUCCAUGGCUCUGAUUUCAACAACUGUCUUCUUAAACAACAGGUUAGAAUAUAAGGACUUUAUUCUGACUUUACUCUCAUAAGUAAUUACUUUAUUACAACUUCAUUCUUCUAAGUAAUUAUUUAAUUACAACUUUAUUCUUGUAACUAAUGAUUUUAUUAUGACUUUAUUCUUGUUAGUAAUUACUUUAUUCUUCUUACUAAUGAUUUUAUUACGUCUUGAUUCUCGUAAGUAAUUACUUUGCUAUGACUUUAUUCUCGUAAAUUUAUGGCUCUAAUCUCGAAGUCUUCCUUCGGGGGCGUAUGACAGUUUGUGAAAAUUUAAGAAUUUUGAAGCGCUCCUCUAGAGACAUCCUAGACUGACAUGAUGAGUACACUGGGCAAAGAGCAAUCUGAGGACAAAGACUUUUUUGUUUCACGUAUAUAAGAGGUCUGUUUAUUCAGAGCAUUAGAGAAUAUGUGAAGUUUUGAAAGAGUCCAAAAUGACAAAAUCAGAGAUACUUGGUUAUUAAGGGUAGAGUUGUCAACUUUUGUUCAGCUUCACCAAAACACUUAAGUUCCAAGUUUCCUCGGAGUUUCUUUAAACUGUCUUCUGAUCUGAAGUUUGACAUCCUGUCGGCAGAGGAACUGUAGCACAAUCUGUUCCACCCAGUGCGCGCUUUGUUCUCAUGACAACAGCUACAAAAGUUUAAAAUAAGUGUGGCAGAAAAAGUGGCGUGUCAUUUCCUCUACUUCCUUCACAAAACUCCUGAAAAGUGCCCUGUGGAGCUUUUCUUGUGAACAAAGGAAAAAAUAUGUUUACAUUCACCUGACUCAAAAUGCAACAUGCAGCAUGUGCAUUCUUGAGGUCUGAGGAAAUGCACCUCCUAAAGAAAACCCCUUUCAAAGCUGAUAUUACAAUGGCACGACGCCAUCGCUAAGAAGGUCUGGGAACAAAAAGGACAAACGCUUUCGAGAGCUACGACAGGUCAGAACGUUGAGAUGACACCAUCCUCCUAUAGUAUAAAAAAAGGUGUCAGGGUUUUACAUGUUAUUACCCUUCAAAAAGUGAUUGUGGUCAAUUUGUCACAGACUUCUUGCUUUACAUGCUGUGCAAGAAAGAUGAGCAGAUAGUACAUAUAAACUUCCUGCCUUCAUUUUGAAUACAGUACAUGAUGUAAAGCCAAAGGUCUGCCUCCUUAAGCGCUGAUUUAUUGUCUUGGUCGAGCAUGCACAGAUUCACCGAUAAAGGUCAAUGACUCUUGAGUUUGUGUCGGUUUUGUUUUCUCACUAUGCUCCUUCUCUACUCUGUCAGUCUGGUAUGAAGCGUUUCAAAAGCUGCAUUUCUCUGCAGAUCUGUCAAUUAAGAAAUUUCUUUUAAAAUGUACUUACAAGAAAAAUGAACACUUGAAAUAAAUCAGCGUGAAAAUGAAUAUAACUGAGAGCAGAGAGGUUUAAUUUCGUAGUUUGACUCGUGCUCCCUUCCGUUAACAUGAAGGAGGUCGAGUUUGACCUAUACUGCAGCCAGCCAGUAGGGGGAGCUCUAAUUCAUUUGUCUUUUUAGUCAGUGAACACUACAACAGGAGUGGCAGAGGUGAUAUGUAAACAGUAACCCGUGUUUUCAUCCUAGUUUUAAAUGAAGCUUUGAGGCAAAAGGAGAAAAAACACACAUUUGGUUUUAUUUAUAAUCUGCAUUUCUUUGAUCUUUUCAGGCGCGGCUUGUAACAAAGUCGAUGGCUUCUCUCAGUUUCACUUCAUGGUGUCAAACUCCGAGUCUGACACACCGCUGCUUAAAUCUGUGGACUGCUUUUAAGGAAAUGUGAUUGUUUGCCUCUCAUCGAUAUACUGAAUGAAUCAACUGUGUCCAAUGUGUUUUUAUGGUUGAUAUUCUGUUCUAAAUUAAAAUAUAAAGUGUAAUUAAAGUAAUUUUGCUAAAAAGUUUUCA